AUGAACGAAUAACAAGGAUAAUUAAAUUAAAAUAAUCCAAAUUCACCUUAAAGAAAUGAAAAUAAUUAAUAAAUUCAACCAUAAAUAAUCAUUUAGAAUAUAGAAUUUGAAGAUCGAAGAAAAGAAAUUCAAGCAAAUAAUACUUAAAUAGAUAUAAGUGGAUUACAGUAUAUAUUUUUAUUCAUAAAAUAAGGGAAGAAAUUCCACUAAUUUAACAUAAAAUAAACCAAAAUCAAAGAACCAAUAAUAACUUUGGUUAGAGUUAAAAUACUAAAAGUCAAACAGAUUUUAGAAGAAGUAUUUAUUUAAUACCUGAUGAAACUAUGAUUGAUUAAGGAUACUCAUUUUUUGUAAAGGUAAUAAAAGUUACUAUUUAUCAGAUUCAUGAAAAAUAAAAGAAUUAAAAAUAAUGUUGUAAAAUAUGUUGCCUUUCAACUGGUUCUCAUACUUUUUGUUGUAAUUCAGAAAAAACAUAAGAAGACUUUAUUCAGUUUGGAGUUGGUAUAAAUCUAUAUUUUCGGUUUUUAAAAAAGAUUGGGAUUUACUUUAUAAUCUUUACCUUAUUGUCAAUUCCACAAUUGUUUUUUAGCCUAUAAUGUAUAUUUAAUAGAUUAUAUUAGCUAAUGUUGUAAGCUAUUCUGGAAAUACUUUUAAUAGAUUUUUGAUUUUUUUAAUGGCAACUACUAUUGGUUCUACAAGUUUAAAAAAUAAAGAUUGUUAAAUAUAAUAUUUUAAUACAGUUUAGGCAGAAUUUAGUUUGAAAUGUGAUUCAGGGAAUCUAGCUGGGUCUUCAUUUUCUUUUGGCAUUAUUAAUUCAAAUGAAUAGGAUUGCAUAUUUUUAAGUAAAUCUGAAUUAAAUUUAAACACAACAAAUUCAUAAAGUUUGAAUUAAUUAAGAAAAUAAAUUGAUUCUUAAGAAGAAUUUUCAUUUACAUUGUCAUAAUUGGAUUUUAUCAAUGAAAAUCCAUAAGGCAAGAGGAUUUAUGUUGGAGCAUCAUGUAAAGAAGCUAUAAUAAAUAUUGGUUCUGUUGAAAUUUAAUAAAAAAUAAUACCAUUUAUUUUUGCAUCUUGUGAUGCAGUAAUUGUUAUUUUAUAUAUUUUUUUUUUACUUACUUUAACUGUAAGUGAAUAAAAAUAUAAAAAAAUUUCAUAAAAAGAAACUCCAACAUUAUAGCAUUUUUCAAUUCAGAUAUCGAGUCUACCUAAAAGUUAAAAAUUAAUUAAAGCUUUAUAAAAUUAAGAAAAUUAACAAUAUAAAUAAUUAUUGCUUUAUGAAGUGAAAAAAUUCAUUGAUGAUUAAUUGAAGUCUGUUUUAAAAGAUUAAGAUUUGAAGAUUUAUGAUAUUCAAGUUUCAGAGAAAGAAAAAAUCUUAUAAUUGUAAUAAGAAUUAUAAAAUAAAAAACUUAAGAUUUAGGAGUAAUUAAAAGAAAUUAAAAAAAAUAGAUUAGAAUAAUAUCAAGAAGCUCAAAAGCAUCUUGAAGAAUCAAUAAUAACAAAAGAAUCUUAUAAUAAACUAUUUUAAAUUUUGAAAUAAUUAUGUUAAAAUCCAAAUUCUGAAAAAUAAUUGAUUGAAAUUGAUCAAAAUAUUCAAAAAUACUGGAAUGAUAUUGAUGAAUUAUCUAACAAAAUUGAUCAAGUAUAAUAAGAAGGUGAUUCUAAAUAUAUCUGGAUCACUUUUGAUACAAUGAAAUAAAAAUAAAAAGUUUAAGAGAAAUUAUAAAGUUUACCUAAGGAUUGGUUGUAUUAUUAUUGUUGUUUUUGUUGUUUUGAUGAAAAUCAAAAAAAAGAUAAAUUGUAUUCUUUUUUAAUUAUUUAGUUUACUUAAAAAGUUUAAACUUUAAAUUAAGGAUGCACCAAUUCCUGAAAAUAUAAAUUGGAAUAAUCUUCAUUAUUCUAGGAAAUCAAGAAUUUGUAGAUAACUUUUGAGUUUAUUUCUAACUUUAAUCUUUUUAGGAGGUUCAUGGGUUUUGAUAAGUUGGGUGAAUCUUUAAAAGACAGAUUUUCAAUAAUAAUAUCCAUCUAUAAAUUGCAACAAUAAAAUAUAUAACUCAAUUACUAUAGAAUAAGUUUAACAAGAAAUAGACGGUAAAACAACUAUAAAAGGAUAUGUUGAAUGUUACUGUAAACCAAAAGUUGCUGAAUUUCUAUAAGAAUCUCCAGAAAUUUGCUCAAAUUGGAAGGAUAAGUAUUUAAAAUAAUAAACAUUAUCAGGGGUUAUCGUAGGAGGAUUAAUAGGAAUAAAUGUUAUAAUAUAAUAUUUAUUUAUUUGUAAAAAUAAGCUAAAUUUUAGUUUUAUCUAAAUGGGAGAAGCAUUUGAUGAUUUCUGAAGAAUAUUCAAGCAGAAUUCUAAAAAUAUUUUUAGGUCAAUUUUUAAACACUGGAUUGAUUCUUCUUCUUACUAAUAUAGAUUAUGGUAAUUACACAAGAAAUGAUAUUCCUGAGACUAUUAAAUUUCUUUUUGGAGGACAAUAUGGAGAUAUUGAUUCUAAAUGGUGUCAAAAUAUCGGAAUCAUUUUGGUAUAUAAUAAAUUCUAUCCAAUAGUUAUUAACCUUAUUGAUUAAUAUUGCGACAUAACCAGUCAUGCUAUUAGUGGAAUUAAUAGUAAGAUAUAUAAGAAAAGCCUGUGAUUAAUGCUCAUUAUGUUUAAAUGAAAAAAAAACUAGAGCAAAAACUUAUUAAGAAUUCAAAGAGUUAUAUAAGGGAGAAUAAUUUAGAGUUGAAUUAAGAUAUGCUUAAAUUUUGACAGCCCUAUAUAUUUGUUUUAUGUAUAGCCCUGCUUUACCAUUCUUAUUUUUAAUUACACUGCUAACUAUUUGGUUCCUCUAUAUUGUAGAUAAAAUUGCUAGUAAUUGUUUUUACUUUUAUUAGUUUUCAAAACUUAUAGCAAACCAAUUAUGAUAGAUUCAGUGGUUAGUGAUUCUGUUAGAAAAUAUUUAUGGAUUGCACUUAUUAUUCAUAUAGGUUUUGCAACUUAUAUUUAUGGAAGUUCUAAUUUAUUUUAUGAAACUAUUGAAGCAAAAUUAGUGAUUGAAUAAUUAUAAGAUGUUUAUGGAAAUUAAAAUAUAGUAGUAGAAUGGUUGGAAAGAGCUUUGAGUUAAAUUCCAAAUAUCGUUUUAUUUGCAAUACUUAUUUUGGUUUUAUUGAUAAUGUUUUUAUUCUUCUUUUGUUAUAAGCCAAUAGUUGGAUGUUUUUAAAAAUUUUGUGCUUGUUGCAAAGUAAAGAUUUUUAAAAAUAGUUCUUCUGGGUUGGAUUAAUAAGAAUAAAGGCCAUUUUUAAAAUGUAAGAUUAUUAUAUCUAUUUGAGUUUUAAAAAGGGAAUAAUUAAUAGACGAUCAAAAAUUUACUUAAUUUUAAAUGAUGUUAGCUCCUUCUAUUUAUGAAGAAAAAUAUCUCAAAUUAUAAGCAGAAUUAUUAAUUCCUUUUGGAACCAAUAAUAAUGAUGCUCCAAUUGUAAAUUAAGAUAUUAGGAUUGAAUAAUUACCUUUAGCAAGGAGUCAAGUUAAUUAGUCAGAUAUAAAUUAAAGAUCUUAAGUUUAAUAAAAUAAUCCUGGAAGUUAAGUUCCUUUAGCUUAAAGUCAAAUUAAUUAAAUAAAUAUAGAAUAAAACUAAACUACAAAUAAUUAGUAGAAAUUAAUUGGUUUAAGAUCCUAUCACAAAGCAGUAUCAUUUUUUGUUUAUUUUAGUAUAAUAAAUAAUAUCGAAAAUAUUAUGAGUGGGAGAAAAUGAAAGCAAUAAAUAUUUUAGAAUGA
This is a messenger RNA of Paramecium sonneborni, 3749 nucleotides long. The record is from the annotation of a GenBank genome assembly. Lineage: Eukaryota; Ciliophora; Oligohymenophorea; Peniculida; Parameciidae.